Molecule: messenger RNA, 612 nt
Organism: Mesorhabditis spiculigera
Lineage: Eukaryota; Metazoa; Nematoda; Chromadorea; Rhabditida; Rhabditidae
Source: the annotation of a GenBank genome assembly
AUGCGAAAGCUUCUCUUGAUUCUGUUCGCCGUUUCUGCGGGGGCUACGAGCUACCGUAACGUAUUUCUGCCUCAAGAGGGACCAAUCUGCUCGGACCCGCGGUACCGUUGCGAGGACGAAGACUCGACGUGCUGCCAGACGCCGCAGGGAGAUUAUGGAUGCUGUCCGAUGAAAAACGCCGUCUGCUGCGAGGACAAGAUCCACUGCUGUCCCCAUGGUACAACCUGCGACGUCGAGGAGGGCACCUGCAAUCACGCCUCCGGCCACCGGCUCCCGCUGCAAAAGAAGAAAGCCAGCCAGAAGCACGACGUUAAGCUGGAAGUGGAGUGUGCCGACAAGAAGUCAAAGUGCCCGAGUGGUACCACGUGCUGUCUGAUGUCCAUGGGCGGAUAUGGGUGCUGUCCGCUGCCCAAGGCUGUCUGCUGUGAGGAUAGGAUGCACUGCUGCCCCGACGGAACUCGCUGCGACUCCAGCGGCCAGCGCUGUAUUCAGGACGAGACAAACCAUGUGACGCCGUGGUUCACAAAAUUCCCCUCAACCCCGAUCCGCCGGAAGCCCGGCAUCAAGUUCAGCAAGGACCUGAUCGAGGACUCGUCGGAGACAAUUUCCGGA